AAAACACAUGUUGAUGUUUUCAUUUAGUUCGCUUUUCAAAUUGGUGAAUGUUAAUUUCUAAUUCUCUUGAAUUAAUUUCUCUUAUUUAGUUAAUUGUUGUUUUAUUUUCUCCAUCAUAAUGACUGAUCAGAUAGUUUUCCCUGGCUUCUCAAUUAAAUCAUUAAUCGAUGAAAAUGAAGAGGCAACAGAAAAGAUUGUCCUUGGUCCUGGAAUCAAACGAGAAAUUGAUGAUUUAAGGGCAAUUAAAUGUGGCCUUUUACGAAGUCGAAUUAGUAACAAUUUAAUCAUCUACUGGAUUGAUUCUCAUCAGAAAAGAUAUGUUGCAGUUCGUGGUGAAAGGGUUAUCGGAAUUGUUACUAGUAAAGGUGGUAUGUCCGUGAACGUCGAUAUUGGUACCAGUGAAUCUGCUUCAUUGUCUUUAUUAGCUUUUGAAAGCGCAACCAAAAAAAAUCGUCCAAAUAUUCAGAUUGGUGAUCUUGUCUAUGCACGGAUACUUUCGGCCAGUAAGGACAUUAGAACGGAACUUAUUUGUGUCACAAGUCGAAUGAAGAAAGACGGUCUUGGUGUUCUUCCUCAAGACGGAUUCAUGAUCAAUGUUCCACUAAGAGUUUGCCGAAGAAUUUUAUCUGCCGAUUGUAAGUUAAUCGAAACAUUAGGAGCUAAAUUCAAAUAUGAAAUAACAGUUGGUCUUAAUGGACGAAUAUGGGUUCGAUCACCAACUCUCUCGGAAACAAUUUACAUCAUAAACAUACUACUUAAAGUGGAAAAUUCUGAUGAUCAAGGAAUGAUUGAUUUAUACAAACAGAUAGAAGAUAAAUUUCAAGUUUAUCGGAAGAAAUAAUUUCCAAAUUCAAGUGAUACAUAUAAGUGAUUAAAAAGUUAUUCCAUUGAAUAA
Molecule: messenger RNA, 895 nt
Organism: Panonychus citri (citrus red mite)
Lineage: Eukaryota; Metazoa; Arthropoda; Arachnida; Trombidiformes; Tetranychidae
Gene: Rrp40
Product: exosome complex component RRP40-like
Biological process (GO): nuclear polyadenylation-dependent rRNA catabolic process; CUT catabolic process; poly(A)-dependent snoRNA 3'-end processing
Cellular component (GO): cytoplasmic exosome (RNase complex); nuclear exosome (RNase complex)
Molecular function (GO): RNA binding
Source: RefSeq, a predicted model, not a curated record